AUUAUUUUCUUAACGCCAUUUGUAACCAAGACCAAAGUGAAAAUAGAUGUGACCAUGGGUUUAUUUGGAAUAUCAUGGGCCACUAUAGUGCUGAGUAUAGCUGUAGGCUACAUUCUUCUGAUGUUUCUACAGUGGUACUUGAAGUUCCGAAGAACUGCAAUAGUCCUAUGCAAAAUACCAGGAGUGAAGACAGAAUUCCUCUUUGGGAAUUCUAGACAGAUGCCAGGACUAAAUGAAGCAGCGUUUGAGUGGAUGUUUAAGAAUGUUACAGAAAGACCACGACUGUCAUUGGGCUGGCUGAGUUCCUUUUUACCAAUGGUCAAUGUAGUACAUGCUGACACUGUGAAGGUCAUCCUCAAAUCCUCAGCACCAAAAAGCCGAAGUCUAUACAGUCUAAUAAUGUCAUGGUUGGGAGAAGGUCUGUUGAUAAGUAAUGGAGAGAAAUGGUUUAGAAGCCGUCGGCUGUUAACACCAGCUUUCCAUUUUGACAUCCUCAAAGCAUACCUAGAAGUGAAGAACAGAGCAUCUAGCAUAUUUGUUGAUAAGCUACAAGCAUAUGCAGACAAGGAAGAAUAUUUUGAAAUAUUUGAACAUGCUUGCAUGUUUUCUCUAGAUGUUAUAUUACAGUGUGCAUUUUCUUACAAGAGUGAUUGCCAAACUGCAAAAAUGAAGCAACCAUAUGUCCAGGCAGUGUGGGAAUUAAAUGAUCUUCUUGCAGAUAGAUUUUUUAAAUUUUGGUUGUAUCCAGACUUUAUCUAUUAUCUCACAUCAAAUGGUAGACGGUGGAAACGUGCCUGUGAUCUUGUCCAUAAAGUGGCUGAGAACAUUAUCCAAGAAAGAAAACAAACUCUGAUUUCAGAUGCCAAGAAAGGUAAAGAAACAAAAUGUAAGGAUUUCCUAGGUAUUCUACUGACAGCUAAAGAUGACAAUGGUACUGGAUUGUCAUCUGCAGAAAUAAGGAAUGAAGUUGAUACAUUCUUAUUUGAAGGGCAUGAUACCACAACAAGUGGGACGUCUUGGACACUGUAUGAAAUAGCUAGACAUCCAGAUGUUCAAGAUGCUGUAUACAAAGAGAUUAGUGAGGUAUUAGAGGGGAGAGACAAUGACAACAUUCUAUGGGAGGACUUGCCAAAGCUUACAUACCUGACACAAGUGAUUAAAGAAUCAUUACGCUUGAAUCCACCUGUUACAUUUAUACAAAGGGUGACGGAUGAACCUAUGACGUUGGAAGGUUACGACAUACCCGUCGGUACAACAGUCAACGUUGUUAUUGUAAAUGUACUUAUCAAUCCAACCUUGUGGGAGGAUCCCUUGAAAUUUGACCCAGACAGAUUUUCACCUGAACGCAAUGAUGAAAGGGAUCCAUUCAGUUUCGUGCCUUUCUCAGCAGGACCUAGAAAUUGUAUUGGACAAAACUUUGCCAUGAAUGAAAUGAAAACAGUGAUUGCCAGAAUUGUACACAGAUUUAAAUUGGAACUACAUCCUACUCAUAAAGUAGAACGACAACUGGCAGCAACCCUAAAAUCUAAAGAUGGAAUUAUGAUGAAGGCUAUCCCAAGAGAGAAGCUUUAAGGGUUAAUUUUGUGUAAUUUCAAAUUUUCUGAAACAAAUAUGAUAAAAGGUUCUAUAAUGAUAUUAUAUAUGACCAGCAUCCUUGUAAAGGUUUGUUUUUACUUUUUUACUAAUUUGCAUAAGUUUUAUGAAUAUGAAACACUUGGUAGUAAUUAUUGUAUGAAAUAUUAUAUAUUGAG
Messenger RNA from Ruditapes philippinarum (Manila clam), 1751 nucleotides. RefSeq names its product ultra-long-chain fatty acid omega-hydroxylase-like. Gene Ontology annotation, molecular function: monooxygenase activity; oxidoreductase activity, acting on paired donors, with incorporation or reduction of molecular oxygen; heme binding. Lineage: Eukaryota; Metazoa; Mollusca; Bivalvia; Venerida; Veneridae. The record is from RefSeq and is a predicted model, not a curated record. The transcript is spliced from 12 exons. Bases 55 to 1572 code for a protein of 505 amino acids.